UAAGGGAGGUAAGCUUACAGAGAAAAUGGCCGCCGCUGUGAAUGUGAACUACUCUUUGUUGAGAAAAUGUAUGGGAGGGGAAACUGUAUUUAAAGAUAUGACGGAGCACACAGCUAGCUUUAACACAAGGCUUUCACUUGAAAGAAAGCUCCGACUGCCCUUCCUAGACUCUCAGACGGGUGUUGCACAAAACCACACGAACCUGUGGCACCCCUACAGGAGUAGACAGCGAGGAAGUACAUAUGGUCAGAUGUAUUCUUAUCCUGCUCUUCGCUGGAAGAAGAAAAAGCGACUGGCCUUUAUGACGUCAUCAGCAGAUGUCAGCGUAACAAAAGCCAGCGAUAUAGAGACUGGAGAAGCAGAUAUGCACCAGAUCAGUACAGUUGAGAAUCCUGCCAUCCGGGGGGAGAUUCAUGUUGAGGAUCUGGAGUACAAAAGUGAGUCGAGUAAGGACCGUUGGUACGAUGAAUACGAAAAUCUUAGCGAGCCACCAGAUGCAGGGGAAAUAGUGGACGAUCAGUCAGACAUAAGUGACUUUGAGGAAACUUUCAUCAAAAAGAAAAAGAAGAAGUCAAAUCGUGGACGAAAGAAAAACACAGAAAAGGAUGUAAAUGCUCCUGAGGAGAAGGAGAAGCCAUAUGCUUGUGGAGCUUGUGGUGCUCGCUACAAGACGCGGCCUGGGCUGGCCUACCAUUACACUCACUUCCAUAACGGCAUGCUGGAUGAGGAGGUGCUUCCCCCCACUUCUCCCAAGCCCGCCACACGGACCAGCAGUCGUUCUGCUAACAAAAGCAACAUUGAUGACAAGAUCUCGGCGAACAACUACUGCGACUUCUGUCUUGGGGAUUCCUUGGAGAACAAGAAGAGCAAUCGGCCUGAAGAACUGGUGUCCUGUAGUGACUGUGGAAGAUCAGGUCACCCAACUUGUCUGCAGUUCACAGUGAACAUGAUAGUGUCUGUGAAGAAAUACCCCUGGCAAUGUAUCGAGUGUAAGUCCUGUGGACUGUGUGGCACCUCAGACAAUGAUGAGCAGUUGCUGUUUUGUGAUGACUGCGACAGGGGAUACCACAUGUACUGCCUCAAUCCGCCUCUCACUGAACCUCCUGAGGGUAAUUGGAGUUGCCAUUUGUGCAUUGAAGAGUUCCACGGAGGAAAGAAACCAGCAGGAAUGCAGUGAUGUACACGAGAAAUUAUUGAAUAUUUGUUGUUCUAUGGGAGACAUGUUCAUCUUUAAUGUGAAAUGAUAGAAAGUUGGAUCUGGUCAGUUCUGUAUAGUUGAUCUAUAUCAGAAAUGAGAUUGUGUUGUACUGGAUUAUGUGCAAUUUAAGGAAAAAAGUUACUUUACAAAAACAUAUCACAGCAUACUGUAGGUAAGAAACAAUGCCCUGUCGUUUACAGAGUUGGGUGGGUACACACGUGUAGUCUAUGAAAUAAAGUCCUGUGGUUGUAAAUUGAGGAACGCACUGGUGAUAGAAUACGAAAACAAGGUCCUUGUUGUUUGCUGGUCAUUUACACAUAUUUCUACAAAAGCUGUGUAACAUUAUUGUACCCCAAGCUCUUUUAAGUACUUACACUGAAUAUUUGUUCCUCAAUUUCGUUGUGCUAGCUGAUCUACGAUGAUUGUCCCAAACUUACAAAUAUAGAUGAAGCUAUAUCAUUCCUGAACUGUUAUAUAUGUUAUGGGCUGUCAGUGGUGGGCAGGAUUUUGUUUGGAAUGUAGAUCUGAUGACAACUUGGAAAGAUGUCACCUUUCUGUUGUUAGGUAUGAGAAGGACAUUAUAAAGGUUAGCCAUAUUUCUAUACAUGUAUUGUAUACUCAUUGUAAUCCAUUAUCGUUAGUGUAAUCUGUUUAUUGUGUCAAUAAAGAAUAAAACAAUU
Messenger RNA from Mizuhopecten yessoensis (Yesso scallop), 1878 nucleotides. RefSeq names its product zinc finger protein DPF3-like. Gene Ontology annotation, cellular component: nBAF complex. The transcript is spliced from 10 exons. Bases 26 to 1177 code for a protein of 383 amino acids. NCBI's taxonomy places the organism in Eukaryota, Metazoa, Mollusca, Bivalvia, Pectinida, Pectinidae. The record is from RefSeq and is a predicted model, not a curated record. Gene Ontology annotation, biological process: nervous system development.